AUGUCUUUGGACCUGUGGUCCCAAGCAACCCUGCCGAUCAUCCUCACAACCCUCGGCCUCCUCGUCCUGUCGACGCUGCUUGUUACCAAAAUGCUUUUCUCAACAAAGAACCACUUCCCCGUCGAGGGCCUCACGGCCAUCGUGACCGGCGGCUCCCAGGGCCUGGGUCUGGCCAUCGCGCAAGAACUCUCCGCCCGGGGCGCCAACGUGGCCAUCGUCGCGCAGAACGUCCCGAAGCUCGAAGCGGCCGUCAAGACACUGCAGAACCGCGCCAAAACGGUACAGAAGCAAAAAUUCCUCCAUUUGUCCUACGACCUGCGGGCGCCGGAGUCCGCGCCCAGAAUCUUGGAGGAAGUCAAGACGUGGAACAAUGGGGAAGCGCCGGACUUGAUCUUCUGCUGCGCGGGACACUGCUACCCGUCAUUCUUCGCCGACGCGCCGGUCGACCAGCUCAAGGACCAGAUGGAUACGGUCUACUGGAGCAGCGCAUGGACGGCCCACGCGGCAAUCAACAUGUGGAAGACGCCCUCAUCGUCACGAAAAGCCGCGAACAACAACGAGAACAAGUCCGCACUUCCAAAACCGACCCGCCACAUCAUAUUCACAUGCUCCACCUUGGCCUUCUUCCCCGUCGCAGGCUACAGUCCCUACUCGCCGUGCAAAGCGGCCAUGCGCGCCCUGGCCGAUACGCUGAAUCAAGAGGUGGAAGUGUACAACGGAUCGCGCCAGAACCCCUCUUUAGGACCCGUCCCGGACGCAGACAUGAAAGUCCACAUCCUGUUCCCCAUGGGCAUCAUGUCCCCGGGGCUGGAGAAUGAAAACAAGAUCAAGCCGUCCUUGACGCUGCAGCUCGAAAAGGACGACAAACCACAACAACCCGAAGAGAUUGCAAAGAUCACUCUCCAACGUCUCGGGGCGGGCGACUUCAUGAUCAGCACAAUGUUCCUGGGCCACUUGAUGCGUGGGUGCGGGAUGAGCGGCAGCGUGCGCAUGAACGUGAUGGACGUCUUUUGGAACUGGCUGGGCUCUAUCAUUAUCAUCUUCGUGGCUCCCGAUUUCGUCGCAAAGUGCAGGAACUGGGGCAAGCAGAAGGGCAUGAAUGCCACCACCACAAAUGUCAGCUGA
Molecule: messenger RNA, 1125 nt
Organism: Cladophialophora psammophila CBS 110553
Lineage: Eukaryota; Fungi; Ascomycota; Eurotiomycetes; Chaetothyriales; Herpotrichiellaceae
Exons: 1
Coding region: 1-1125 (374 amino acids)
Biological process (GO): sphingolipid biosynthetic process
Cellular component (GO): endoplasmic reticulum membrane
Molecular function (GO): 3-dehydrosphinganine reductase activity
Source: RefSeq, a predicted model, not a curated record